Colletotrichum scovillei is the source of this 2101-nucleotide messenger RNA. RefSeq lists its product as uncharacterized. The transcript is spliced from 3 exons. Lineage: Eukaryota; Fungi; Ascomycota; Sordariomycetes; Glomerellales; Glomerellaceae. The coding region runs from base 236 to 1747 and encodes 503 amino acids. The record is from RefSeq and is a predicted model, not a curated record.
GUCGUUAUUUCCUUCUUCCUUCGAAACAGAUACCCAUUACGUCAAAAGUUUGUUCUUAUCAAUUGAUGGGCCAGUCUCUUUAAUUCGAGCUUCUGCAUCCAGAAGCUGGAACAUCUCGUCCCUUGGGCCACUUUCUUGGUCUGCUAGCUUCUUCAUCAGCAUUCGAUAGCUCUCACAAGCCAUCCACACCUUACACGCCUGUACUGCGGCACAAGCAACAUCUCUCAAUCUCAACAUGUCUGACCCAUCGGCUUUAGACCUUAUGACAAUCGAUACUGAAACUACAAACGAGUUUCAAUUCGGCGAAAUCGAUACCACAGUCGAUAUGGAAGUCCUGCCCACGACGGCCGUUGAAACACAGCCAGAUGAUGCGCAAACAGCUCCCGUCGAAGUCGAAGCUCACCAGCAACUACCUGCGCCAAUCGCGCAAAUAGAAAUUGAGCCUGCGCCAAUUGAGCAUCACCACGAUGUACAGACACCGGCUCGUGUGUCAACUCCAGCGUCAGCUGUUGAACAAGAAUCGUACCAGCCACAGUUCUCUCUUGCAACUUCACGAUUCAUCAUGAGUCGUCACAGAGGCGCUACCCCAGCAUCACCACCGCCCCAUCUCGUCGCAACUCCUCCUCCUCCUCCUCCAACUCCUGAGGUCGCCCCAGAGGAAGUCGAAGAGAUACCUGUGGACUACUCGCACCUGCCUAUGACUGUUUAUCUCCCGUACGCAGAACCUCAAUCAAUCCCGCCCAACCUAGUACCAUCUUCUGGGGCAAAGCGGAAGCGCGCGGUAGCGGAAGAUGAGGCUUCCCGGAAAUCCGCAAAUAUCCCCGCCUACCAGGAACCCGCCAUCCUCAAGCGUCCCGUACCCAGACCGCCGGUGAAGAGGAAGCGCACCAAGGAUGACGGCAGCGGAAACCCAAUGUGCGUCAAGUGCAACCGCAUCUCCGCCACCGACGGCAACGUCAUUGUCCCCUGCGGCUGCGGCGAGGCCUGGCACCAGCUUUGCCAUGACCCAGAGAUCUCAGCAGACGCCCUGGGCGGCGGUUCCUCCAAGUUCAAGUGCGUCACCUGCAAGGAGGAGGACAAGCAGCAGGCCAAGUAUCAGCGAGAGCUUGCAAAGUACCGCGAGGCGAAGCAGGAGCAGUCGGAGUGGAAGAAGCACCACAACGAUGUAGAGAGGAAGCGCGAGAAGAAGCUUGCUACGCUGCCAGAGUUUCCCAAGCCGAGCCUCAUUGGCUUUGAAGGAGGCAGUGCUAGUGGCAGUGAGAGACGAGAGUACUUUUCAGAUCUCAAGAGGAGCGAUCUCAUCAACCUCCUCUUAUUCAGCGAACAAAUCCACUCCGGCCUUCUCGUAGACGUCCUCGCCUCUGUCUCUAAGAAGCACCCCGACCUGCCUCUCUUCGGCUCGCCAGAUUGGGCCGAACCAAAAGUUCAACACCGAGAAUCACAGCCCCGCCGCCAGCAGGACCACCGCCCAGCUUCCAAGCCCUCAAAGCAGCGGUCCAAAACAGGCGGCGUCCGCAAGAUCCUCAAGACUGCACCCACCGGCGCAGCCGACCAAGCAGAAGCAGACGCCGAAGACUCGGAGGAUGCACUCCCCGAAUCCUGGCCCAAAGCCGGACAUGGUCUCUAUCAGCGCCUGAAGUCCGAGAAGGAUGACCCGAUGUUGUACGACGACAACGACGAGGAGGCGUUUAGCCACUUCAUGGUCGACAAGUACGGGAAGCAGAUUAUGGAGCCCCUUGCGGGUUAGGAGCCCGGCAACCCUCAAUAUGAGAGCUUCGACAAAGAUCAGCGGGAUAAGGCUUUGGGAUUUCUGCACAAGAAGUUGGCGGGUGUACCCUACAGUGCUGCUCGUGCGGCAGCGACUCCCGGGGAUGGUGAUGCGCAGAUGGUGGACUUGACAGGCAAGUCCGAUACGGAAGCAGGCUAGCCACCUGCGUCUACCACGCCCAAGGCUGAUACCAUCGAGACCUCGACAAAGGGACGGCAGACGAAGCGAAGCAAACGGGCCGGCACAGUCGUCGCUGAAGAGGCGUACUCUACAUCCAAAGAGAUGGCUCACAUGAAGCCAUGGCACCUGUAAAAGUACCCGAAAUGAUCGCAG